This is a messenger RNA of Brassica napus (rape), 12644 nucleotides long. Its product is annotated as serine/threonine-protein kinase SMG1. Gene Ontology annotation, molecular function: protein binding; protein serine/threonine kinase activity. Gene Ontology annotation, cellular component: TORC1 complex; nucleus; TORC2 complex. Gene Ontology annotation, biological process: negative regulation of macroautophagy; nuclear-transcribed mRNA catabolic process, nonsense-mediated decay; phosphorylation. The record is from RefSeq and is a predicted model, not a curated record. NCBI's taxonomy places the organism in Eukaryota, Viridiplantae, Streptophyta, Magnoliopsida, Brassicales, Brassicaceae. The transcript has 15 exons. Bases 139 to 10950 code for a protein of 3603 amino acids.
GUGUGUUUUUCUUCCUUAGACUUGAGAAAUAAAAACAAACCCAAUAAUUUUCAGAAAAGAAAGAGAUGCAAAAUCGAGCACCGGCAUCGUCUUCGCCGUUGCAAUCGCCACCGUGUUCGAAGCUUCAAUUGACUUGAUAUGAUGCAAGGCUUCCACCAUCAGCAGCAACAGCAGCUGAUUUCUCUUCUCUCGGCAGCUUUACCAACUAAUAACCCCUCUUCCUCUUCCUCGGACCCCGUCGCUCCUCCAUCAACCUCUGCUGCUGCUGCUGCUGCUAGUACCAAUGCUUCAUCUCCCUUCAAAAGCAAGAAACCUAAAAAGACCAAAAAGAAGAUUUCUUCAGCUCCUUUGGGGCCAAGAGAUAGCAAACCGGAGAGGAACCUCGAUUCGGCUCGUCUCGCCGCCUUGAAGUCUCUCCACAGAGCUAUUACUUACCCUCCCAACUCCAUCCUCAUCGCUAAUUCUGCUUCCUAUCUUUGCUCUGGUCUCUGGCAACUUCUCUCUGACAAGUCUUAUGAUGUCAGGCAAGCUAGUGUUUCUGCGUACGGAGCUCUUUGUGCUAUUGUCUGCUCUAUUCCUAUAGAAUUCAUUGGAAGACAGAGCCUUUUGAUGCUGGUUGAUAGCUUCAUUGAUUGGGCAUUGCCGUUAAUUAGGGAUGUUAGUGUUCAAGAUGGGAGCACUGUUCUUGCACUUGAGAGUGUCAGGGAGUUUCUUUCCGUUGGGGAUGUUCAUGUGAUAGAUAGGUAUGCUUUGCCCAUCCUUGACGCAUGCAAGUCUCUUCUUGAAGAUGAGAGAACUUCUAUUCCUUUGUUGAAUCAGGCUCUGGGUGUUCUUUUCUUGAUCUCUUCCAAGUUUUUUAUUUUGUUCCAUCCUCACUUCCUUGACAUUGUUGAUAUGUUGCUUGGUUGGGCGUUAUUACAAGACCAACCCGACUCUGAUAGGCAGAUUGUCCUCGAUAGCUUCUUGCAGUUUCAGAAACAUUGGGUGGGUAAUUUAGACUUCUCGGUUGGAUUGUUAUCUAAGUUUCUUGGUGACAUGGAUGUAUUACUUAGUGAUGGUAGUGAAGGAACCCCGGAACAGUUUCACAGGCUGCUUGCUUUGCUUUCUUGUUUCUUAGCGAUCUUGCGCUCCACUGCUUCUGGGUUACUAGAGAACAAUCUGCUUUAUAAGAUGGACGAACCUCUGAGCCAAAUGAUUCCUCGGCUGUUGGGUUUCUUAUCUACUAUGGGGCAGCGGUUUGGAUGGGCAAAAUGGAUUGAAGAUCUAUGGAAGUGUUUGACUCUUCUGGCAGAAAUAUUGCGCGAGAAGUUUUCGACAUACUAUUUUCCUUCUCUUGAAAUGUUAUUCAAGAGCUUAGAGCAGAAUGAUAAUGUGAAUGUUGCUGUUCAUGGCAAGAUGACAACUUCUCAGAUCCAUGGGACCUUGAAAACUAAUCUUCAGCUACUGUCCCUACAGAAGCAAGGCCUCCUCUCUUCAUGUGUGCCGAAGUUGCUCUGCUUCGAAUCUCCACUAUCUCGGCUGCGAUUGCACCAAAAUCGUUUAGUUACCGCAGGCUCUUCUGACACAUACAUAUUCUUGCUUCAACAUGAGAGUGAAGAAAUUAUUCAACAGGCGAUGGAGUUAUUGAUGAAUGAACUUGAGUUGUUGAAGACUGUACUUGUGGACUCAUCGGGAAGCGAAAACAAGACUUUUGAUGUUACAGCCUAUGAAGCCUUCUCAAAAAACGAGCUGCUGGCGAUGAUUAACUUUGAUAUGAAGGUCCUACUUUCCUGUGUUUCUCUUGGAGGGAGAAAAAGUCUGAGUGACGUACCGAAAAUUGCUGCCUUGUAUCUUAAGAGGUCAGAGAAGUUAAUUUCCUUUGUUUUCGAAAAGCUGAAUCCUUUUGAGUCAUAUGUUGAUGCGUGUUCGGAGUUGCAAGUCAGCAUUAUGAGGAUGUUAGAGUGUUUAGCUGCAGUUGAGCUCCUUAGUAACUGUUCCGUGCUAGUUCAGCCGGGCAGCAAGCUUCUUAAAGAAACGAAUCAUGGGAAGACACCAGUUAAGCAUACAUUUUUUACCAUGGUAGUUGAGCAUCUAAGGAAAUACAGCUUAACGAUGGUUAAAGCUCUUCGUUUUUCAUCCCCUCUUGAUGUAAAGCUAGCGUCGCUUGAAUGGAUUCAGAAAUUCUGUGAGAACCUAAUGGCAAUAUCGAAGAAUCUGAAUAUGGAUGCUUACUUCUGUGAAACAUUUCCGUAUGCUGGUGCAGUUAGAGAUAUAAUAAUGGCGGUUUUAGAUGCUGCAUUUGAUACUGAACCGAAAGUGAGGAGUUUGUCUGCAAAGGUUUUAGAGCUGCUUCUAGUGGUAAAGCUGAUACACCCAAUUUCAUUUUACUCCCUUGCUGAGAUCCUCCUUGAAAAGCUUGGAGAUCCAGAUACGAGUAUAAAGAAUGCAUUCAUUAAGUUGCUAUCUCAUCUCUUGCCAGCUACCCAGUAUGUUUGUGGCAUGCACAGUGAGGUCGAACAUAUGGCUCUUAGGCCCGAAAUUCUUAUGCUAGGAAACGGUUACUUGCAUUGGAAGCAAGUCUUUGCACUUAAGCAAUCUGACCAUCAUUUUCAGUCGCAGCAACUUGUCUCUGUCUUGAAUUAUGUUUCCCAGAGAUGGAAAGUUCCUUUUUCUUCUUGGAUCCAAGGGCUUAUUAAUGCUUUUCAGGGAACAAAGGAUACGGAUGAUGGGCAUCCUGAUGAAAACCUUAUCAAGAAUGGGUGGUUGGCGAUAAAAGCUGAGAAAGGCUCGAUUGAGAGAAUCUGCUUGGCGAAUAACCUGGCAGGCGCUUGGUGGGCUGUGCAUGAAGCUGCUAGGUUUUGUGUUAGCACACGUCUCCGUACUAACUUUGGUGGCCCUACUCAAACUUUUGCAGUCCUAGAGCGAAUGCUUUUGGACAUCACAACUGUGCUGCAGGUUGAUAGCGAGCAAAAUGUUGUUGGCUCAUCUGGUGCCCAUCUCUUACCAAUGAGGUUACUGUUGGAUUUUGUAGAGGCGUUGAAAAAAAACGUGUACAAUGCGUAUGAGGGGACUGCUGUUUUAUCCUCAGCGCCUCAACAAAGUGUCCUGUUUUUCCGAGCCAACCGUAAAGUUUGCGAAGAAUGGUUUUCUCGAAUAUCUGAACCAAUGAUGAAUGCUGGUAUAUCACUCCAGUCUCACAAUGCCACGGUUGAGUAUUGCACAUUGCGACUUGAGGAGCUUAAAAGUCGUGCAAUACUAGUGAAGAAAGAAAAGUUUAAAGUACAGGCUCAGAUAACUUCGGACAUCUCAGGAAUUUUGCGGAAAAUGUCAUUGGCUUUGAGUCAGAAUCAUGAUACACAUGCUCUGCUUGGCGUUAACAAAUGGGUAUCAAUGAAUUUAGCUCCUUUGGUCGCAGAAGAAAGUGACAAUCAGAAGCGCAGUGAUGAAUUGACGUUGUUUCCAUGGAUCACAGGGUUGAUUUAUCAGUCAGAUGGACGAUAUGAGAAAGCGGCUGCAUAUUUUGCUCACCUACUAGAGGAAGAGGACUGUCUCAGCUCUAUGGGUUCUGAUGACAUUCAUUUUGUAAUUGAACGGAUAAUUGAGAGUUAUGCUGCUUUAUCUGAUUGGAAAUCUCUAGAUUCCUGGCUUUCAGAGUUGCAGGCUCUUCGUGCAAGGCAUGCGGGAAAAAGCUUUUCAGGUUCUUUGACUGCUGCUGGAAAUGAAAUGAAUGCAAUACGGGCCUUAGCACGCUUCGAUGAAGGCGAUAUUCAGGGGGCAUGGGCUUGUCUUGAUUUAACGCCUAAAACUAGUGCUGAGCCGUCACUUAACCCAAAGCUGGCCUUGCAAAGAAGUGAACAGAUGCUUCUGCAGGCAAUGCUUUUCCAAGCUGAGGGAAAUAUUCAAAAGGUUUCACAUACUUUACAGAAGGCCCGAUCAAUGCUAGAUGAAACCUCACUGGCUCUUUCAUUUGACGGAUUAUCCGAGACAGCGCCAUAUGCUACACAGUUGCAUUGCCUCUAUGCUUUUGAAGAGAGUCAUCAGAUGAGAGAGAGUGAACCUAAGCAGAAACACAAUAAUUUAAUGUUAAGCUCCUGCGUCUGGUCAAUGCAGUCUAUGAUCAAUAGAAUUCAUCGUGAUUGCAGCCCUUGGUUAAAAGUUUUACGGACUUAUAGGACAAUAUCGCCGACAGCCUGGGUUACUCUAAAGCUUUGCAUGGACUUGUUUGGAUUUGCUCGCAAACAAGGAAAUUUCUUGCUUGCAAAUCAUCUUAAAGUCUAUUUGAAUGAUCAUGUAUCCAGUUGUGAUGAGGUUAAGCUGCGGGACUUUCUUAUAUCAAAUUUGCAGUACCAGGGAGCCUUGCUGAUGUAUGAGGAAAACAAAAUUCAAGAUGCUGUUGUGGAUCUUUGGUCGUUUGUACAGCCAGAGGUAACUGCGUUACAUCCAGUAUGUUUGGAUACUGGUGUGGCCUUCUUAAAGGCAAAAGCAUGCCUAAAACUUGCAACUUGGCUCAAAGGGGAUGCUAGUUCUCUGGAUUUGGAAAAGGUCGUCUUUAAGAUAUCAGCAGAUUUUAACAGAACUGAGAUUCCUUCAUCUGUAAGUAGCGAGCCUUUGGUAUACGAGAGCUCAAAACCAAGCAUAAAGGCUAUCAGUGAGGAGAUGAUUGGCACGGUUACAAAAGUGUCUACCCAACUUUGUUCUGCGAUGGGAAAAUCAUGGAUUUCAUAUGCUUCUUGGUGUUUUCGUCAGGCAACGGAGUCUUUUAGCAAAUCUAAUGAGUCCACCAUCCACACAUCCUUCUCUUCAAGAAUACUUGCUCAAGAGCUCCAACCUGGAACGUUUCGCUUGACUGAAGAUGAGACUCAAUCGGUGGAGUCUAUUGUUAUGCAGUUUCUUCAGAACGAUGAGUCCACGGAUCUCACAAACAUUGGGCAAGAUGGAAACCAUCAUACAACUACUGCAGACCAUUCCGAAGCAAGGAUGAAAGCAUUGCAGAAGCAAGUCAUUGAAACGAUAGAAAACGCCGCUGCAGCUCCUGGUGGAGAAGGUUGUGAUUGGGAUAGUCUCUCUGUUCAUCUAGCUUCCCAGUUAACUGAUACACUGCUCUGCGCAAAGGAAAAUGGGGAAGAUACUGAUAUAGCACCUAUUGUUAAAAGGCUGAUUGAAGUUUGGUGGUCGCUGAGAAAAAGACGGGUAUCCCUCUUUGGGCAUUCAGCACUUGGUUUCACACAGUACCUUCGUUAUUCAUCAAAAAAUCUACGCACUAGUGAGUUUACAGGCGUAGACUAUGAUCCACUGAACAAAAAAGCUGGUAGCCAUACAUUAAGAUCAACACUGUAUAUUUUGCACAUCCUUCUGAACUACGGAGUGGAGUUAAAAGAUACGCUGAGACAUGCUCUUUCGAUGGUUCCCUUGGAGCCUUGGCAGGAAGUAACACCUCAGCUUUUUGCUCGGUUGAGCUCUCACCCCGAGGAGGUGGUGCGAAAAGAAAUAGAAGGCUUACUGAUAAUGCUGGCGAAGUUGUGCCCUUGGUCCAUAGUGUAUCCAACACUUGUCGACGUGAAUGCUUGUGACGAGAAGCCAUCUGAAGAGCUGUUGCACGUAAAGGCCUGUCUGGCUGAACUAUAUCCAAGAUUAAUCCAAGAUGUGCAGCUUAUGCUUAAUGAGCUGGGGAAUGUGACUGUCCUUUGGGAGGAACUGUGGCUCAGCACACUGCAAGAUCUCCAUAUGGAUGUAAUCAGGCGGAUAAACCUGCUGAAAGAAGAGGCUGCUCGUGUUUCAGAAAAUGUUACUCUAAGCCAGAGUGAGAAGAAUGAUAUAAAUGCUGCAAGAUAUUCUGCAAUGAUGGCCCCUAUUGUUGUUGCACUGGAACGUCGCUUGGCUUCAACCUCUAGGAAGCCUGUAACACCUCAUGAGGUUUGGUUCUAUGAGGAGUACAUAGAACGUCUAAAUUCAGCAAUAUUGACAUUUAAAACUCCUCCCUCGCCUGCUGCUCUGGGGGAAGUCUGGCGUCCUUUUGAUAGUAUUGCCACGUCUCUGGCUUCUCAUCAAAAGAAGUCAUCAAUAUCUCUAAAGGAAGUUGCUCCUAGUUUGUCUUUGUUAUCAUCCUGUAACAUUCCAAUGCCUGGCCUGGAGAAGCAACCCACGUUGUCUGAAUCUGACACUUCACUCCAGGGAAUAGUCACUGUUUCUUCUCUUUCAGAUCAUGUGACGAUCCUUCCAACCAAGACACGACCUAAAAAGCUUAUUAUGAUUGGCUCAGAUGGAAAGAAAUAUAUUUAUCUCUUAAAAGGCAGGGAAGACUUGCGCCUUGACGCUAGAAUUAUGCAAUUGCUUCAGGCAAUUAACACUUUCUUCUGCUCCUCUCGAGCUACAGAUGGUGGUACUAUUGGCAUUCGCUAUUAUUCUGUCACUCCUAUUAGUGGUAGAGCUGGUCUAAUCCAGUGGGUAGACAAUGUUAUAAGCAUAUAUAGCAUUUUCAGGUCUUGGCAGACACGUGCCAAGCUUUCCCAAAUGCCACCAUCAGCUCCUGGUAGUGCAAAAAGUCCAGAUCUACCACCUGUUCCUCGACCAAGUGAUAUGUUUUAUGGGAAAAUGAUUCCGGCCCUAAAGGAUAAAGGUAUAAGAAGAGUGAUUUCACGAAGAGACUGGCCUCAUGAUGUUAAGCGUCAAGUACAAUUGGAUCUUAUGAAGGAGGUGCCAAAACAACUACUGCACCGGGAACUUUGGUGUGCUAGUGAAGGGUUCAAAGCCUUCGCAACAAAGUUUAAAAGGUACUCUGGUAGUGUCGCAGCUAUGAGUAUAGUUGGUCACAUGCUCGGCCUUGGGGACAGACAUUUGGAUAACAUCCUCAUGGACUUUUGUAGCGGGGAUGUGGUACAUAUAGAUUACAAUGUCUGUUUUGAUAAAGGGCAACGGCUUGAAGUUCCUGAGAUAGUACCAUUUCGGUUAACCCAGACAAUGGAAGCUGCGUUAGGGUUGACAGGUGUUGAAGGCACAUUUAGAGCAAAUUGUGAAGCUGUUCUUGGUGUUCUGAGGCAAAACAAGGAUACACUUUUGAUGUUGAUGGAGGUUUUUGUUUGGGACCCACUUGUUGAGUGGACCCGAGGAAAUUCCCAUGAUGAUGCUGCCAUUGGUGGUGAGGAAAGAAAAGAUAUGGAGGUUGCCGUUAGCUUGAGUUUGUUUUCAUCAAGAGUGCAAGAAAUUCGUGUUCGGUUGCAGGAGCAUCAUGAUCUUUUACUGGCUGCGUUGCCUGCUGUUGAAUUGUCUCUGGAGCGGUUUUCCAAGGUGCUGAAUCAAUAUGAGAUCGCAUCAUCUGUUUUUCUUCAAGCUGAUCAAGAAAGGUCAAAACUCAGUCUUCGCGAGACGUCUGCGAAGACUACAGUUGCAGAAGCAACUUGCAAUUUAGAAAACAUCCGUGCUUCUUUUGAGAUUCAAGCUCAAGAAUUUUCUCGAGCAAAAGCCUUGGUCUCUGAAAAAGCUCAAGAGACAGCUGUUUGGAUGGAGCAGCGUGGAAAGAUCCUUGGUGCCUUACGAAGAGAUAUGAUUCCUGAAAUUACUGCCCCCACAGUGUUGACGGACAUAUUGGGUUCUUUGUCCUUGACAUCUGCUGUUCUGGUUGCUGGAGUUCGACUGACUGUAGUUCCGGAGCCAACACAAGCACAAUGCAACAAUAUUGACAAAGAAAUUUCUCUUCUAGUCAACGAUCUCAGUGACGGCCUCUCCUCUGCUUUGGCUGCACUUCAAACAUAUUCUUUGGCUUUGCAAAGAAUUUUACCUCUGAACUACCAUACAACAAGUCAGGUAUAUGAUUGGGCGCAAGUCUUGCAGUUAGCUGCGCGUGCUCUGUCUACGGAUAUCUUGUCCCUUGCCAAAAGACAGGCUGGUGAACAAUAUGCAAAAGUACACGGGGAUGACUCUCAAUCUGUCAGGAACUGCUACGAUGAUCUGUGGCGUAAAGUUGAAAAGUAUGCAGAUGAUGUAAAGAAGUUGGAGGAAGAGUAUGCAGAACUGGAAGCCUCAAGUGGAACGGGACCCGAAUCGAAGGCCAAGAAUCGUCUCUUCUAUGGUUUGAUUAAUUAUGUGCAGUCUCCAGGAUUUGUGGAAAGCACCAAUGCUGGUUUAUCUGAUAAAUAUGAGGCAGCCAAAAGAGUCAAUCUUCAGGACUCUGGAAAAAGAACGCUUAAAGAUUCUGGAGAAAGAACGUUGAAGGCAUUGGAUUUGUUACACACAUCCAUCAGUUCACUCUAUGAUCGGUCAAAGGAAAAAGUACACUAUAUUUUGAAUGCUUCGACGGAAAGAAAUGAUUUAAAUGAAAGCCUUGUAUCCGAAUCUAGGAGUCUGAGCACUAAUUUAGAGGCGCAGAUAGAGAUGUGCAUGAUAGUAGUGGACUUUCUUAACGAGGUAAAACAUUAUGCUGGUCAGGAGAUUUCUAGUGUGGGAGAAAGUUUGGCUGGGUCUGCUCACCGUGUUGAAGAGAACUGGGCUUUGAUCUUCCACAGAACCUUGCUUUCAUCGAAGACUUUAAUUGCACAAAUGACAGACGUUGUUGUACCUGAUGUUCUUAAAACGUACUUGUUAAGUAAUUCAGAUCUCAUGGAUGCCUUUGGAUUGAUCUCUCAGGUCCGUGGAUCCAUAGAUACUGCACUGGAGCAACUCGUAGAGAUAAAGGUGGAAAGAGAUUCCUUGGUUGAACUUGAGCAAGACUACUUGAAAAAGAUUGGCCAUAUCACUGAGGGGCAGCUAGCUCUUGAAAAAGCAGCUUUGAAAAGCAGGGAACAUCUAUCCUGGGAAGAGGUUGAGGAAUUUGCUUCUCAAGGAGAGGCUUGCCGGACACAGCUUGACCAACUUAAACAAUCAUGGGGCCAGAGACUAUCAUUGCUCGUAAAGAAAGAAGAGCAGGUUAAAAAUGCUCUUGUCUCAGCUGAGAAACAGUUUCGGCUGCUCACUAAUGCAGAUGAAUGCAAGAAGCUUAACAAUCUCAGAAUUUCAGGGAUAUUGGUUGAAUUGGUUAAGCCUUUCAGGGAAUUGGAACAGCUAGACAAAAAGUUAUCCUCCUUAAGCAGCUCAGCUGUUUCUAUGUCAGAUUUGCUCCCUGCUCUAGGGAAUCUCCUCAGCUGUGAGCUGUCACCAGCUGAGAGCAUAUGGCGUUUCAGAAAUGUACUUAAUGAUCAUUCCUUCUUCAUCUGGAAAGUAGGCAUCAUAUAUUCAUUCCUUGAUUCAUGCAUACAUGAUGCUACCCUGUCAGUGGAUCAGACAUUAGGAUUUGAGCAGCUAAUUCUCUUUAUAAAGAAGAAGUUUGAGUUCCAACUUCAAGAACGGGUAGAUUGCUACCUAGCAGGAAGCGUUGCUCCUGCGUUUUUAUCUCAGAUGGAUAAAGAAAACGAGCGUUUGAAACACUUCUCAGAGGAAAGAAGUACUAGAGAGGAUCAAGUGAAGCCAGAAUAUAGUCAUCUGAAACAAGUCCAUACAAUGCUCGAGGAAUAUUGCAAUGCUCAUGAAACUACUAUCGCUGCAAAAUCAGCAGCGUCUCGUAUGAAAAAACAAGUUAAGGACAUAACUGAUGCUCUUCGUCGGACAAGCCUUGAUAUUGUUCAAAUGGAAUGGAUGAACGACGCUACAUUGACCCCUUCACAGAACAUUAGGACUUCAUUGCAACAAGUAUUUGUCAGUGAUGAUAAAUUUUAUUCUAGUUUCUUAGACCUCAACAGAGCUAAGUUGCUGGAAACUAUACGUUCUGCUAUUCCCCAAAUAACUAGGUCGAUAGAAAGACUACAAGCUUGCGAGAAAAACUCAAUCGCAGCCGAAGGACAACUAGAGAGAGCGAUUGGGUGGGCUUGCGGUGGAUCUAGUUCUGUUGCAGCUGGAAAUUCUUCGGCCAAGAUGUCUGGUAUUCCUACCGAGUUUCAUGACCAUUUGUCAAGACGCAGGCAGUUGCUUUGGGAUGCUAGAGAGAGAGCAUCAAACGUUGCCAAAAUCUGCAUGUCUCUUCUGGAGUUUGAAGCAUCCAGAGAUGGAAUUUUCAGAAAUCCGUGUGAGGCUCUUGAGGGUGAUCCGAGAAUCAGGGGGGACUCCAGGGCAUGGCAGAAAACUUAUAUGAACUUAGUUGCGCGACUGGAGGUUACUUAUCAAUCCUUCACACAUGUUGAACAAGAAUGGAAACUUGCACAAAGCACCUUGGAAGCUGCUUCGACUGGUCUAUAUUCUGCCACAAAUGAGCUUUCUAUUGCUUCUGUGAAAGCUAAGUCUGCGUCAGGUGAUCUGCAAAGUACUAUUCUGUCAGUGAGGGAUUGCACACAUGAAGUUAGUGUUGCAUUAGCUUCUUUUCUCCGGGCAUCAAGAGGCCACACUGCUUUGACCACUGAAACUGGUGCACUGCUCAAAGAGGUUCUCGCAACAACAGGGGAUCUGCAUGAUGUUCAUAGUUUGGGAAAGGAGGCAGCCACUUUACACCGUUCUCUCGUGGAUGAUCUUUCAAAGGCAAAUGCAAUCCUUGUUCCGCUAGACUCAACUUUGUCAAAGGAUAAUGCUCUUAUUGCUGAAGUACUGGCCAGGGAAAGCGAGACAGACAUUGAAGUUUCGUCCAUUCAUGGACAAGCUAUAUAUCAAUCUUACGGUGAAAAAAUUGGAGAGAUCUAUCAGAACCUUAGACCUUUGGUACCAUCUGUUGCAUCUUCGGUGAAGGGUCUAUAUCCAAUGUUAGCUAGGCUCGCACAAAUUGCAAGUGAACAGUCUGAGGUUCAAAGUGAUGUUAUUGCUUCUCCUCCAACACGGACACAUACUCGAACCACAAGAGGUAAAAAUGCUUAUGCACUCUCAGUUCUCAAGUCCAUGGAGAUUAAGAUAGAUGGUCGAAAUAUUAUUGCUGAUAACAGGGAGGUUAGUGUUCCAGAGCAAGUGGAUUAUCUAAUCAAGCAAGCCACAAGUGUUGAUAACCUCUGCAACAUGUAUGAAGGUUGGACUCCGUGGAUUUAGACAAGUGUUUUGAAUCAGACCGAAGUUUGACCAACAUGUCGCCUCAAGUCUCGGAGAGAUGCCACAUCAUGUUAUUGCUGACGCAUUUAGUAUCUCAUGAUGUUGCACUCAACCGGUCAUUGGUAUUAGAAAGCGGAUCUAUCUUUGUGAUUGGAACAGGCAUGUCUACAAACGGAUGUUAUGCUUGAACGUUGUGGCUGUGUUAUCGAGCGCACUAAAUGCGGCGUAAAGGUCUUGGAAUCAUCAGCAGAACAGUGUGAAAGACAUCUCAUAGGAGACUGCGUGUUAAACUUUUGGAGCUUGUUUGAACAGAGCUCAGAUGUACUGUUGCUCCUAACCUUCCAGAUGCAGCAGCACGAUGUUAAACUCCAAUCUCCUCUGGUGUGUGUACACUAUUCAAAUAAGUUUGUGUAUGUUUUCACAAUCCAUAUGAGAAAAUAACGUAUGAGCACUCUCAGUGAUGGUUAGACCAGAAACUAUUAUUUUGCAUUUUCUGUUUCAAAACUACUUUUGAAUGAAACAAACGCUUAACUUGAACAACUAAAACACGGAAGGAAUGGCUAAGAAAUGGAUAAUAUCAAUCCAACUCGGAUUACAAUCAUUCAAAGAUGAAGCUAUUCAGCAAAAUAGUGCCAAGUGGGGUUUGAAAAUAAUUAACAAUUGAAUAAGAUAAGAAAAAGUGUGGAAUCGGCACAGACUAUAUGACAUGUCACGACUCACUCUUAUUAAGAAAGAAAAAAGUAGUAAAAAUCCAACCUGCCGGAAUCGAACCAGCGACCUAAAGAUUUGCUGUCACAGACUACAGUCUUCCGCUCUACCAACUGAGCUAAGGUCGGUUGUUGGAUAUUCCAAGCACAUAACUAAUUUGUAUUAAAUCCUUGUUGAAACCAGCCGUUGGUUUUGUUUUGUUUUGUUUUUCUUUUCUGAUCUUCAAGCGUGCCCAUAUAUUUGUAUAACUUGUAAAAUUCAAGAAGGCGCAACGGGAAAGAUUUUUUUUAAUGAUUUGACCGGCUAUUAGAUGAAAAACUUUGUACAUAUCUCAAUAAGACAUUUCUUCUUGACUUGUAUUAUUGGAUGGUCCCCAAGUGUAAACCCCACACCACCAAGGUACCCACUUUUCUCCUUUCUCCAUCAAUGACACAAAGUAUAUCAAAACCCAUCGAACUUACCAUGGUUUUCUAACUCAAAAUGACUAAACAACCCUCUCCUUUCAUUCUCUACAUAAAGCUCACAUGGGUCUCUCUCUCUCUCAUUCAUAUUUUCAAAUUAGUAUCAACAAAAAAAAAAAAAGAAUGGCAAAAGCUAUGGAGGUCUGGGUGGGAGAGAUGAAAAAGAUGGGUGAGAAGAUAAACCGUAGAAACCCAUUGAUGCAAAAGAAGAAGAGUACAUCUUCUGUUGUGUCUGAACAACAGCAAGGAGAAGAAGAAAGAAGGCUUACACAAAAGGUAAGAGAGAAAGAUGAAGCUGCAACCAUGUCUGAGAUCACUGUGUGUCUUCUCAUGGACCGUUUUGUUCCAUGGUGAUACAAUUAUUUUGAGAUGGUGAUGAUGUGUAUACAUAUCUAGAUUUACAUGUAUAUCUUUGUCUAUAGAAGUUGUCAUGUUCUUACAUUUCCUUGUAAAUUUAUGAUAGCGAUGUGUGUUUAAGAGCAAUCAUCUAUUCUGUAUAUCUGUUCAAUCAAGAAUGUUCAAUUA